CCCAACAUGCCUAUCAUCCUGGGCUAUUGGGACAUCCGCGGGCUUGCCCACGCCAUCCGCCUGCUCCUGGAGUACACCGGCGCAAACUAUGAAGAGAAGGUGUACCAUUUUGGGGAUGCUCCUGACUUUGACAAAAGCCAAUGGCUGGAUGUGAAGUUCUCGCUGGGCCUGGACUUCCCUAACCUACCCUACCUGAUUGAUGGGGACCACAAGAUCACCCAGAGCAAUGCCAUCUUGCGCUACAUUGCCCGACAGUACAACCUGUGUGGUGAGACUGAGGAAGAAUGUAUUCGAGUGGAUAUGCUUGAGAACCAUGUCAUGGACAUCCGCUUGCAGCUGUCCCGAGUCUGCCACAACCCAAACUUUGAAAUUCUGAAAAUUGAAUACCUGGAGCAGCUUCCGGGGCAGUUGAGGCUGUUCUCCGUGUUUCUGGGGAAGUGGACGUGGUUUGCAGGGGAUAAGAUCACUUAUGUGGAUUUUCUUGUGUAUGAUGUCCUUGACCAGAACCGAAAGUUUGACCCCUGCUGCUUGGACGACUUCACAAACCUCAAGGCUUUCUUAGAUCGAUUCGAGAGUCUGAGUAGUAUCGCUGCCUACUUAGCCUCCGAGCGCUGCCAGCCCUAUCCAAUCUUUGCAAAGAUAGCCUGCUGGGGUAAUAAGUAG
Molecule: messenger RNA, 663 nt
Organism: Trichosurus vulpecula (common brushtail)
Lineage: Eukaryota; Metazoa; Chordata; Mammalia; Diprotodontia; Phalangeridae
Product: glutathione S-transferase Mu 1-like
Exons: 8
Coding region: 7-663 (218 amino acids)
Biological process (GO): glutathione metabolic process
Molecular function (GO): glutathione transferase activity
Source: RefSeq, a predicted model, not a curated record